This is a messenger RNA of Dermacentor silvarum, 823 nucleotides long. RefSeq lists its product as uncharacterized. NCBI's taxonomy places the organism in Eukaryota, Metazoa, Arthropoda, Arachnida, Ixodida, Ixodidae. The transcript is spliced from 5 exons. The record is from RefSeq and is a predicted model, not a curated record. Gene Ontology annotation, molecular function: serine-type endopeptidase inhibitor activity. The coding region runs from base 17 to 823 and encodes 268 amino acids.
GCAAACGCUGGAGCGGAUGCGAAUAAUGAAGUUUGUUGUGGUGACACUUCUUUUAUGCUUGCAAGAUGCGGCACCUGGAGGGCAGCAUUUGACGACGGCACUGCACUCCUCUUUAAGUGAACAAGAUCGAAGCAGAUGUAAAACGUCUGGUCAAAUUAAGACACAAGAUUGCGAUGGCAAAUAUUUCCAACAGAACUUUGUUUUCAAGAGCUCAAGUCAGAAUUGUGAACUCUAUGUAACACAACAAUGUGGCGAGCGCAUUGGAAACAUGUUCCGGUCUCGAGAGGAAUGCUAUAGAACCUGCAAUCCACUGUCAAAGUGCCUGCUGCCAAAAGAAAAGGGCUUCUUCGGAUCCAAUAUCGGGUUCUACCCAGUCUACACGUACGAUGUUGAAGAGGACAACUGCAAAAAAACGAGGCACAAUAAGAAGGAAAACAUUUAUCCACGUAGCAAUGCUUUUGAAAGUUAUGAGCAGUGCCACAACAUUUGUAUGCCAAAUUCUAAAGCGAGACCGCCUCGCGAAUGGCGCACAACCCAGUCAAGUACACCCAAAGUUGCGGGCAAUUGGGACAAGGGCGAAAAAGCAGAGUACGUAGUAGAGCAGCAUAAGCACGUUGUUCUACAUAAGGAGCUCGAAGAGUGUGCAGAGGCACACACUACUGACUCCGUGUGGACUGGAGGAGGCUCGGUCACUGCCGUGGUUCCAAUUCUAGUGCGCCAGGACAUCAACUGUUGUCAGUUCGUGCAACGGGCCUCAUCCACAACCAAAGAGCUUGCCGCGCUAGACAUAGACCUGGACCUGCUGCUACACCUUAGGAAAUAA